ACCCCUUCAUACUUCACCCUACCGGGGGAUUCCCCUAAUAUUUAUUGAAUUAUGUUGUCUUUCGCUUUUAAUUCGGAGAAACAUUUCAGAUCCCUUGAUGAAGCAACUGCAUAGAACCAAAGAUCCUCGCACCCUGACUGUAUUUUGGAGAAAAAAUUCUCUUCACUGAAGGAAAAGAUCAGUCAUGAAGGUAAGCGCAAAGACGUUUUCUUUGAUGGGCCAGUCUAGGCCCCUAAAUAUUUCACUGCGUUUGGGUUCCUGGUAAGAAAUCCAGUUGUCAGGGACAAUUCUUUUAUUGCUGAAUUUGUUCCAAGGUGGCGCAAGUUUAGAUGAGCUGGUGCGACAUGCAGUCAUAAUCGCUGAAAAUUUUAAUUGUGGUCAUAAUUAUCGAAAAUGUUUUAAAGAAUUUAGUCACUGAUCGGUUCAUAGAAAGAUUGUUGGCGCCUGCUUUUGGUUAGCGAAUGAAUCCAGCUGAUAUGAUAGCAGACUGAACUGAAGUAGUAUUGGUAAACAAACGAUCAUGAACUGUACGUUUGAGCUACGCAAGUUUUUAUAGCAGCCCUCUUGAAUGAUCGCUAACACAUUUCGCAAAACUAAGUUCAUGAAAACAAAGCGCGUCGAUCAUAUAUUAUACACGCAUUCACCGGGUGGCUGUUGAGUUUCUUAGAAAUAUAGCAAGGUCCAAUUUUAGGCCUUACAAUUCCUUUCAAAACAAGUCAGGAUAUGCUGAAGUCAUUGGAACCAAUUUCUUAUCGUUCAUUUUCGAUCACACAAAUAAUAUUUCCAUCACGUAUGUUUCAUGGAAUGAACAUUUGUCAUCUUUCUUCAUAUCCAGUUUCAAGUAAGCUUGGAUCUCUGGGCCCCGCGAUGUGGUCUAUAUUUCCUAGAAUUACUUUGCAUUUUUUCACGGUAGGCGCCUAUCUCCAAGUGCUACUUCAGUUUCAGUCUUUAUAUGCAGCAACGUAGAGCGAAGAAAAAUUAGGAGGUACAUAAACUCAAAUACCGAUGUUUUUCGUCAAAGUGAAGUUAUUUCGUCUGAACGUCAAUUUGAUUUCCUAAAAAUUUUGUAAUACAUAAACGUGAAAUUUUGUCCUCCACAUUUGUGUCAGUAUUUUGAGUUUGCAUUAUAGAAUUUCCCGUUUUGCUUCACCUUCAGCCAGCUGAAGGAAGCAAACAUAAAACGGAAAAAAUUAUAUCAGACAAAGGUUUUUAUCUUCACACAACUUAUUCAAAACUAACAAAAAUAUAACCAGGCAACAGUUAACAUUUGAUGAGGUGAAAAACAAUAGAAAAAGUUAUCAGAACGAUACCGUCAGAAAAUUGGACGAGUUGAUACUCAGAAGAUGGCAACUCUCCAGUAUCAGAGUUAUCUUUAAUUAUACAAAAUAGGUGGGCCUCAAAAGUUCACAUACGAUUUGUUUCAGUAUUUGUAUGUGAAAUGGUGGCCUCCAAAGUUUACUUAUUCGCAGCAGCUUAUUUUGUUUUGUGUGGCUGUGGAAAGGCAAACUACGAGGAAAAUGAUAUUGUUUUCUCAUCCGGCAAAGACGUCUACUAAGUCGUACUUAAACCCUAUAAACAAUACUUGCCCUGUUUAUAUAGAUAGCAGGUUCAGACGGUAGUAGUCCAUGUUGGAUUGCAGCGAGCUAGAGACGAUUUUGACGAAGAAAGGCCUACCAAAAUCAUAAUGUUGUUUGGCAAAAAAAUUCCUCGGCAAAACAUCAGGCCCCGGUUGUUCGAAGAGUGGAUUACGCCAUCCACUGGAUAAAUCUCUAUACGGUGGAUACCUUAGCGCGAAUUGUAAACACUUAUCCGCUGGAUAGCAAUUUAUCCGUGGGAUGGCGUUUAGUAUCCAUCCCUUUGAACAACUGGGCCCAGAAUGAUACCAAGAGAAGCUUGCUCAAUAACAUUUGGCCUCUUUAUUAUUAUUUCUUUGUAUCGGUUUCCUCCUUCCGACGGUAACCUACGUCUCCGAAUUCCUUAAGCAAUGAUUUUUUAACACCAUUCAUUAAUAGGUUCAGCUCAUCUUAUCCGGUGGGCUCGCCUGGGUUCUACUCAUGGUUUAGUCAAUCUAAUCCACAGCCAUGCGUGUGAUCAGAUCUCAUACGGUUUCUGCACACAGGGAAUUAAUAAAGAAAACUUUCCCGUCGGAGACAAUACAAGACUCUAACUGUCGGGUCUAGAACUCAGAGAAAUUUGGCCGUUUACCUAAAGACUUCUUCUGUCGGUCAGGACAAAGUCAAUAAAUGAGAAUUUUCUUAAUUGAAAAUUAGGACCAUUGUUGUUUUAGUAGUCACGAUUCAACGCAUUUUAAAAGUUAGCACCAACGCACUCUACGAUUGUUAUUUGGGGAUUGUCGAUUAAUUUAUUUUUAUUCAUUAAUGAAGUCGGUUUUACUUGUCAGUAAAGGGCUAUUGUGUUUAUAUGAUAAACAAAAUAAUACAUGGUUGCUUGUAGAUAUGGAAUUUCUCUUCUCGUGUUUAACCACAGGCUGCCCAAGCUCCAGCUGUGAGAUGAUCAUCUUGUGCAAUAACAGUCAUGGCGGAAUUAUAAGAGUUUGUAUGGGAAUAUUUACGGCCGCCCUAAGGAAUAAAAUAAUGCGUCAAAUUCUCAAAAAAAAAACCUCACCUUACUUCUACAGCGUAACGCUUGUUAUCUGACCGCUUACUUUGAUGAAAAGGACGCAUUUUAGCGAGUUGUCCAUUUCGACGUUUUCAACGUUCAUAAGAAGAGCCUUUUCUUAUGUACGUUGAAACGUCGAAAUGAACAACUCGCUAAAAUGGGCUCUUUUCAUCAAAGUAAGCGGUCAGAUAACAAAUGAUACACUGUGGAAGUAAGGUGAGGUAUUUUUUUUUGAGAAUUUGACGUAUUUUUUUUAUUCCUGAGGGCGGUCGUAAAUAUGCCCAUACAAACUCUUAUAAUUCCGCCAUGACUGUUAUUGUGCAAGAUGAUCAUCUCACAGCUGGAGCUUGGGCCGCCUGUGGUUUAACUCGCUAUCUUACUUGUGAGCUAUCGAGUUGAACACUCGAAGAGAAAUUCUAUAUCUACGCGCGCCCAUGUAUUAUUCUCUAUAUGUCGGUUAUCAAAUUGGAAGUCAAAGAUCAGUUAAAUCAAGAGAACAGAUUUAAUACUUACCUACUACUUAGGAUUUACUACUUAUAAGAUUUAGGCCGGGGAUACUUCUUGCCUAAAGCACUUCGUAUGUGGUCGAAAUUCCAGAAAUUCCGUUUCCUGUCAUGAUGAUUAUGUAGUUUGAAAUCGACUUGGGGACGCGAAUGAAACAGUAAUUUACCGAUAGGUAGGGGAUAUAAAUUAAAUGGGACGAGAUGAUAUAAUGAGCAAGAUAUCUAAGGGGGGAAAUAAUUUUUGAACAUUUUUGCCCACUCAAGUCUACGAUAACAAGACGAUGUUCGGAACAUGAGCCCGAGACCAGACUUGGAAGGGGCAGAUAUACUAAAGCUUCCUCGUCCCCAAGCCGAGCGUCUACCACUAGAAGAUUUCUGAGUUAUUCCGUUGUGGCCGAUAUGCUUUCAUAAAAUUGUUCUUACACAUUUGACGAGAAGGGCAACCAAUUGCUGCGUUUAAAUUGUUACUGAUCGAGAGGAUGUGAAACAAAUUCUUGUUGUCCUGUCAUCAGAGGUUUGUGUCCGUCAACAAUUGGUUAUUAAUUCACUUCCCUCCCCUCUGCUUGAUGAUUUUAAACAGGAAGUCAUAGGCUAUGACUAUAAGCAGACCGUGGAACCUCCACAGCCUCCAGAACCAAAGGAACCUCCGGAACCCGGCAGCGGAACUUGCGGAACCAUUAACUGUUUGUUAGAAAAAAUGAUAAUGAAAUAAAAUAAAAUAAAAGCUAAAAAGACCCUAACAUUGUUCUACAUGGGGGUUUUGGACAAAACGCUAUAAAUUCGCUCCAGACGCCUUGAUAACCCCGAAAUUCUAAAAGCAUCGCGUGCGAUGAUGAUCCUCAUUCUAGGGUCAUGUGCAAUAAAUUCCAGCCUAAAGAUUUGCUGAGAGCCUGCGGAUGAAGCGUUUUUUCGGAUAUCGCGGUCACCAAACCGUUAGAGCUUUCAAGUUGUUAUUCAAUUGUUAACAGUCAGGGUAGGUGACUAAUGAUUGCUCCUCAAGGUAUUACGUACCCUUGUACUAGUACUGUGAAUGUCGCCACAAUUUAAGUUGGACGUCAAAGAAAAUUAAAACAAUUUCUCUUUUAAAGUAAUUUCCUUUAUACCUAAAAACGAACUUUCACACAGUGUUAAAUUUUUUCUUUUAUCUCAUUUACUCUUCUUUUACAAAAAAAAAGUAUGGUUUCCGGAGAUUCCGCUGGUUCCGGAGAUUUCGCGGUCUGCUGAUCCAUAGCUUACUGAUUACCCUGAUUACUCUCCCUGUGUGGCAUGACGCCACGUACUUUAAAACAAUCUGACAAUGGGAAUUUUUCUUGUUAUCGUUGGAUUCAAACACGGUGUUGUAUUAAAUUUGCAUACCGCAAAGUUUGCUUCGGCAAUUAUGAAUGCACGCAUUUGUAUUCGUUUACUUCGAUAAAUUUUCGAUGUAAAAACUGUGCGUCCUCCUACUACAACGAUUAGAGGGCCAAAGCUUUCGAUAUACGUGGUAUUUUUCAAGCUGACGUAGGUGAGUUUGUCCAGGGUUUGUCGAAUUUUUUCAUUUUGAUUACUCGCUUCAAUUAAUUUUUCGAUUAAGGCGGACGAGCCUCAACGUUUUCUGAAAGUUUUAGUUCUGAGGGCAACUGGUAGAAUUGUUCAGUCACAUGAUUGUUAUAAGGGAAAGAUCCGCUUGAAGCUUGACCUGUACAUAUAUUUUGUGAUGAGUAUGUGUUCCUUCUCGUCCCCGUGCUUGAUGAUUUGCCUUUGACGUUUUUUUUUUUUGAACAUGAAUGAUCGCUUUGUCUGUGUACAAUUCACGCGCCUUCUUUGCGUGUUGUGUGCCUCCCAAAGAUAUGUUUUUUUGUGUUUAAAGAAGAACAGUUUGAAACCGGUAUCCACACAAAACUUGGAUCGGACCGGAUAGGAUUACGGAUUGCAUCACGGACUGGAUUACGGAUCCGAUCACGGACUGGAUCACGGACCGGAUCACGGAUCAUGUCACAGAUCAUGAAUCGUAUCAUCCCACUGGGAUAUUUUUUCUCUUUUGCACUAGAACUCCAUGUAUUCACUUUCACGGCUGUUUCGAGGGGUGUUGUGUAGUGCCGCAACGGAAGAAGGCAAGCGAGAGGUAUGUAUCGUUCUUCAAUCAGGAGGGGCAUUGGGAUUUUCGGUCUUGCUAUUUUGGCUAUUUUUAGAUCGGUUUUUCGGUUUUUGUUCCAAAAACUUCGAUUUUUUAUGUUUUGCUGUUUAUUUCGAUUUGCGGAUUAUAUGCGGUUAAGCAUUUGGUUUUCGGUUUUCGUCAAAAACACAAACGGGUUUUGGAAUUUUUCCGGUUUGACUUCGAUCUGGGCGGCAAUUCAGCCCCUCCGCUGAUCUCGAACAACCGCGAAACGCAAAUGUUAUUGAGAGGAAUUUGUGACAAACCAAAUGUCACUGAAAUAAUCGGUAAUUGUCCGAAAACAUCUCUCCUUCCCACAAUGUUCUCGAUAGUAAGUUUUUGUUCAGAUUUUAGUUCGCUAUCUGGAAACCCAGCUAAGCUCUCUCUAAGCGCUUGCUGGAGGUCGUCCACGAACUUAACGUUUUUUGCAGUCUUGGCCAUAUUGUGAAAGACUUUACUACUGUGUAGGGGUUAGAUUUUGGCGCGCACAGAUAGCUUCGUAUGCAUAAGCGCCAAUUGCUUGACAUACCUGCGUGGCCCGUGCGACGAAAUAACUUCACGGGAUUGGCGAAGUUUCACUCACAGCAAAUUACACGGGAAAUCUAGAACGAUUUAAGCUUACAUCUCGUCUAACAUUUAAAAUGACAUAUUAACGCCUGCAACCAUUAUGUUUUGUACGAACCUCGCAAACUUUUAAAGACGUUCUCCUGUGAUACCUAAGAAAUUAUUCAGUAUAAUUUCUGAUAAGAUUUUCGCGGAAAAUUUGAUCGAUUUUUCUUACAUUGUGUGCUGAGACUGAAACUUUUCACCUCGAGCUAAGCUUCAUCGCACGGCCCAAACAAACAAGGCGAGCAAUUGAGCUGCUUGUACAUUUCCGUGUUAAAACACACAGAAGGACUCUAAAACAUACUUCACUUUGAUUGGGCAGAAAAACACAAAGAUUUUCUGGCAACAAUCAGAUACCAGAACGACCGCGACCGUUUGGAACUAGUCUUGUAAGACAAUGUCCCCAGGGGCUCUUCCGCCCUGACUUGAAAUCGACUCACAGCCCUUGGGUCUCCGAGGAUGGAUCAGUUUGCAAACUAUUGCUUCCAACGUGCCUCACGCGCCGGCAACAGAGGAAGCUCAAGGAUCUUAAGAAGCAACUGUGGAUUAUGUUACGUUUUUCUUAACUGACUGAUGAAAUGAUACAUACUUUUCGCUUGCCUUCGUCCAUGGUGGCACUACACAACACUCCUCGACACAGCCGUGAAAGUGACUACAUGGGGUUCUUGGGCGAAAAAAUAAGACUCCCAUUGGGGCCUGCACUCCAUUAUGUCACGCAGACUUUAUUUUGACUUGUCGUGCAAAAUAUCUAAUUUCAAUUAAGAUGAUCUGAUCCGCGAUCCAAUCCUUGAUCCGAUCCGUGCUCCGAUCCGUGAUCCCGUCCGAGAUCCGGUCCGUAAUCCGGCCCGUGAUCCGGCCCGUGAUCCGAUCCGAUCCGAUCCAAGUUUUGUCGACGCCGCAAAGAAACAUACCUGUGGGUGUAUAACAUCCAACUUGUUUGUUAGCUAGAUUGAUGCUUCGUUUUUAAAAAUAGCAUCAUAAAAAUGAGUCGGAGGAAAAUUCAAGAAACUGCUGCUCUUGAGUGACAAUUUUCCCAUUAAUCACUGUCCGAUCCUCAGUCUAAGAGACGAAAAAAUGUUUUCAAUUUCUUCAGAAAUCAAUCUUUGUCUCGCAAGCUACGAAUGUUCGCAAAUUUUAUGUGAUUCCGGAGUCGCGCACACGUAAGAUCAUGUAGUAAUGAGACAGAGCGUGUUAGUUACUUGUGGCAACUCUUUCGUCAACACCGUACAUGAAUUAUGAACUUUGUAUUUCCAUUUCAAUUGAUUUUUUCCUGCGCGAGAUUAACGCCGGCAACACCAUCUUGCCGGCUCAGGUAGCCAUUCAGAAAAACGGAUUCGCUUCAUAUUGCCCAGAGGCAUUGCGGGCGUUAUAAUGAUAAGACUUAUCUUUUUUAGCAUGUAUCAACAUUGAUUUGUCCAAGGAAUUCGGAGUGCAAGGCGUCCAUGUACAAUAGAGCGCCAAGGCAGCAUGCACAAUAUAUGACCCUAAGUGAAGUAGCCAAAUAAUAGCGACUUGUUGUUUGCAAAACACAGCUCUAUAAUUAGCAUAGCGAGGUACAUACAGAAGCAUUCUGAAAUAUUUUGGAGUACAUACCUCUUAUCAGACGUUUAUGUGUGUAAUAUCGCCUUGUAUUCAUUCUGAAAUAUUUUGGAGUACAUACCUCUUAUCAGACGUUUAUGUGUGUAGUAUCGCCUUGUAUUUUUACGAGUUGUGCCGGAUUUUUACGAGCUCGAAGGGCGCAUUUAGAGCGAAUUCAAAUAUAUUCCAAUUUUUCGCGAAUCAAAAUUGGCAAAAUUUUUGCGCUGUCAAAAUUUUGGCGGCAGUCUCAUCAAACCAGAAAACUUUGAACAAAACUUCACCGAUUGACUCAUACGUCAAUCACAAACUUAUCUCGCUCCAAAAAGAAAAAAAAAUCUCUCGCGAAUUGCUAUGCAAGAACGGGUCCUUUUUCCCGGAAGAUCUUUUGUGUUUUGGUUGACGCUUGCGCUACUCGUGCUGGCUUCGAUACUUGCAACAGAAGGCGAAUUUAUUGUUGAAGCCAUAUGUUCUCCACAUUGAUGCCAGUGUAACUGUGCCCAGGGUACGAGCCACAGACAUUUGAAUAAAAGCAGAGCUCAAAUUCGUUUCCCUCGAAAGAAAAAGGGUCAGAUGGAUGAGGAAAAUCCUGCCUUUUCACGCCGUACUAGACCAGCGGACAACAGAAUUUAUUUUUACGAUGCAACUUUAUCCAAACAUAUCUUGCACAACAUGACACCUAGAUGGUUGAAAAAAAUUAUCGCUUGUUUUGGCAAAAUUUGGAAGCCUCCGAAGCAGGUCAGUGGAUCUUUUGAAGUGUUGCAAAAAUCACGCGAUUCCACACUUAUUGUUGACAGAUUUUUUUCUUAAAUAAACAAAAGAAGCCCUAAUGGAGGUAAAGUGAAGCUGAUAGAGAGCGUAGCACGUGCAAUCGGCCGGUUGAACGAUAAUUGGAUUCGAUUCGCCCGUUAUUUGUAUUCUACUUCGAGUCUCUUGGUGCAGUUGGGUAAUAAUCUAGAAUCUGGUUUCAGCACAUUGUGUCAGUUUUAAUUAUGCGCCUGAUCACGUUCUACGUUCUGAAAAUAAACCUUUGACCUGGGAAACCUUAUGAUUCAAGCUUCGAUCACAUGACAAAGUUUCUCAACUUUCGUUAUCAGCCCGCUCAAACAGGUACUUAUCCUGAACUGAACAUCAGCUCAAUCCAGUUUGACCAGGUAUGGCUAAAAUUUUCCUAAAGGUUAUUCCGAUGAUUACGGAAAGUCACGAGAUAAGUUUUAAAUCAAGGGGAAGGCUGAACAAACGCAACUUACUCUGCUGGCGUCUUCUUUGUUUUCUUCAGUCGAUGCAUUAAAUAAGUGGACGUGCUCAGUUUGUCUACUGACCUUGCUUUGUACCUACAAGAAACUCCUUGGUUUGGCUAAGAGUCAGAUAAUGAUUCAGUUGACCGGAAGAAUUAUGAUUAAGGGCUUUGUUGUUCAUUUCGAAAGUCUCUUGAAGUACUUUGGUUUAGUGUUCUAACAAAAAAUAUUUAAUCUCCUAAGGUCAGCCAACUAACAUGCCCAUCCAUAUCUGUCAGUAGUGUCAAUAAUAUAUCAGUAUUUUCUUAUGGAACUUAGUGUAGAGACAAAAUGCUGUAGUUGAAGUGAGUGUUAAGUAGCACAAGUGAGUAAGAAGUAUUCAGUGAGAAUCAAAGGACCCAAGAAAUCAACCAGAGUUACACAGAAUGAAAUAAGCUUGGAUCCUAGCGGAGUUGUGUACUAGAGAACCGGGUUAUUAGAGAAAAAAAGCGGAUAAGACAGUUCGAGGGUCUUGGUGCCUUUCGCCGGGCGUGGUGGCGUGGUUUCCUCGAAAGCUAGCCCCUCCCCCAUUUGGUGGUGAAUUUAGUCCCAACAUUAUUUUGUAUGUCACGAAAUUCUGUGUUUCGUGGACCAACUAGUUUCCUUCGCAGCCGUUUUGGGACUCGUCACGCAACGCCUCUCCCCACUAACAGCCGUUUGCGGGAAGGAGCGUUGCGUGACGUGUCUCUGAACAGUUGCGAAGGAGCAAGCUGAACGCGUAUCAUAUACUAACAAACUUCAAGAUAAUAGCGCUUUACUUGGUAGCGUCAUCGCAAAGGUGUGCACACAUACACGCAAAAUAAUGCUGACGUACAGCAUUAUUCAGCUUUUAUUAUCAAAAAUUUGUUGAUGAUGGAUCAAUUUGUUUCUAAGAUUGACUUUAUUUUCAGGAGUAAUACAUUUGACAUGGAAAGAUGGACAGAACACACCCCAAGAUCCCGAAAAACGCUAGUUCAGAACCCCAUCUUGAGGAUGAAUUGGAAUGUGAUGACAAUCAGUCGGCCAGGCGCGGCACAUUUGAACGCUUGGAAGAAACAAUAUAUCAGUUCCAGCAAUGCAAAGUGAAAGCGGCCACAGAGUCUUUGCAAGCUGCAUAUAGGCAUUUCCUGAAUCUAACCCCAGAUAGCUUCAGAAACCCGGCUGACUACGAGAAGGAGCAGGUGGAUCGAGGUAGAAAGAUGUGUUUGAGUCAUUGUUCCGCCCCUCCUUUCUUUGGUGUUGUUUUGUUAAACCUCGAGCUGACCUCAGAUAAGGAUGUCCAUUUUUAUGCCAGCUUUGCUAUUGUCUUUGGUGCUGUUGCACUCAAGCUGCAUAAAUAUAAAAUAGCUAUAGACUUAUUUCAGCGAUGUUAUUCUCUUUUCACAUUUGAUGCCACGCCAUGUCCUGAAAACAACAUGCAAAUUAUCGAUAUUUUAAGAGCAGUAGCCAAGGCUAAUGUAGGUUGUGUUUAUCUGAUCAUGAGAGUUAUAGACAGGGCUAAGGAUUAUCUAGAAUGUGCGCUGGAGAUUUUUGAAACAUUUAAAAGCAAAAACAAAACUGACUCUCCAGGAAUAUACAUUGUUGCCAUACAAAUCAACUUAAGCUUAGCUUACCAGUGUCAGAAAAACUACCCUGCUGCAGUGAUGUUGCAAGAGCGUCUUCUUCUGAAAGCCAAAGACCCCAUUAUUCCCCCACAUUUGGUAGCUUCUAUACAUUACAAUAGAGCAGAGUUGUUCAUAGAGCUCAAAGAACCUGUCAAAGCUCUCAUGGAGCUGAGGACAUUGGAUUCACUAUCUGAUAGGAUGAUCAAUGAAGAAGGAAUUUUCUCGAACUUUAUAUCUUCUAAAAUUUGUUUGGCGUAUCAAGAGAUUGGAGAUAUGGCUCCUGCAAGGAAAAUAGCGGAACGCUUCACUUUCCCUUCUCUUUCCCCUCAAUCGUCAUCACCACCACCAUCGCCCUCGUCAAAGUCUUUUCCGGCAGCAUCAGGGUCAGGGUUAGGGUCAUCAUCAUCAUCAUUAUCAUCAUCAUCUUCAUCAGUUUCAUCCUCGUCAUCUUCAUCACCUUCGUCAUCAAUAUCGUUAUCUGCAUCGUCUGCUUCGUCACUGAUGUCUUCAUUCUCAUUUUUCUUUUCCGAUUUUGAAGCUGUCCUCGGAUGUAGUGGAAAAUUCCAUUGGGACUUCUUGUUCGCGACGAUAUUGAAUUUAGUUGAUUAUCACUUGAACGAGAAAAACCUAGACUUUGUAUCCUUCCUCGAUGUUUUUGUACCAAGUUGCAAGGAAACGCUCGGGAAAAACCACCCAACACAUGCAUCGUUUCUCUAUAGGCAAGGUGUCAGAUUUUUUCUGAUUGAAAGAACCUUGUCAUCAAAGAACUACUUUGAAGAAGCAUUAAGUAUUUUGAGAAGUUUGGCCUACGGUUCAGACCACCCGGAUUUGGUGCAAUGUAAUAUCGCUCUUGCAAGGUUACUAUUGUGCGAGGACUGUCAAGAGGUUUCUCAGUUGAAGUCGCGCCCUGACCGAAGCCGGGGAGAAUUUCCUUGUGACGGGGUUGAUGGAGUUGUGAGCCCUGAUAUUCCAUCAUUUGGAGAAGACAGCAACAAGUGGGACAGCAACGAAGAAUUAGACGAACCAGGUAAAAUUUCUUGUCAAGAAAACCGUAAAGGCAAGUACUACUAUCGACUUAAAAAUCCAUCCCAAAAGAAUAAAAACAGAGGAAUCAGCAUCUCACAGAAGAUACUGGAAAUACCAAAUGAAGUCAGCGAUGGAUGGAAUUACGUUCUUAAUGGAGGAGAAGUGGUUGCAGACAGCGGUGAAAACCGCGAUGUACUUCCUACAAAUGGAGCUUCCGGCUUUGACAAGGAUUGGAAAAUCCAAGCUGUUGUCCCUCCAAACACACCAGGAGAUUCCCAUGAGAGUAAUUCGAAAACAAAAAUAUCUCUUGGUUUGAAAGGUGGACGCCGAAACGAUCCUCUGUCACGCCACAUUUCACAAAGGGAUCCGAGUGAGGAUGACUUUGGAACAGAUCACAUCGGAAUCGAUCCCAGUUUUCUCGCACGUCAUUCAUGUGAGUGCAAUGCAUCUGAUAAGCAAUGGGAUUCUUAUGGUCCAUUUGAAGAUUUAGAAGCGCCUGCAGGCACCCACUCCGAGUACAACAGAUCUGGGUGUAUGUCUGAAGUGUACCACCCUACUCCCCCAAGUUCAUCGACAUCUCCUGAAUGUCGUGAUUUUAAAAAAUUCGAUGCUAGAGAUCAUCUUGCCUAUACCAGCACUAUGGGAUCUCCUGCACAAAUCUACUUAAGUUCGGAUGGCUAUCAGUCUCAAGAGUCAUCCCUAAACUUAGUCCUGAUGCCCAAAACUGUUCCAACGAAGACCUUAGGACUGCCUCAAUCUUCAAAUUUCCUUCAAGAUGGAUCUAAAGCAAAUCCCCCGUUGACAGUUAAAGAGUUUCCCACUGGUAAUGUACGGGCAAAAAUUUCGCCAAAUAUCUUCUCAGAUGGACAUGUACUCGCCGAACGGCCGACGUUCUCAUCGCAGUUUGAAGAAAAAGAUGAAUUUCUUCCGGACGGGGAGGGUGCAGGAGCUGGUCAGGGUCCGUUAAACAGUAAUUUAGACACAUCUGCUGACGAGUCGUUGGCCGUACUCGAGCAACGUGUGGCUGAAGCUUGCAGUCUUGUCGAGAAAACGUUGAAAGAAAGACAAGAAAGAGAGAAAUCGAUGAAAGAAACGGAGCAAAAAAGAAAAGAAGAGUGGGCAAGGAAACAACAACUUGCACGUGAAAGAAAAGAAAGGGAAGAAAGGGAAGCGAGAGAAACGGAACUUAUGAAUGAAAGAGUAGAAGGGAACUCCACGAGUGGUGGACAAGAAACACCUUCGCAAGACUCGGCAAGUGCUGGGGUUCGACAAUGGCUGUGUGAACAUUAUCAGCGGCUCUGCCGUGUCAAGUUCUCAUGCUGCGGAAAGUUCUUUCCUUGUCAUCGUUGUCAUAACAACUCUGGGUGUCCAAAUGAUAAUUCCAAAGCAAGAGAGGCGUGCUCUGUUGAGUGCUCUGUUUGUAGUCAUCAACAAGAGGUAAAUAGGAAUGACAUUAACUUGAAAUUUUAUAUAAGAGGGAAGAGAGUUCUUAAGCUUGGGUUAUAAGCGAUUUAAUUUCGAAUGCUUGACUUUUAAGAUCAAUCAGGACGCCCACACCUGUGUCAGAUGUAAAACAAGGUUCUCAGCAUACUUCUGCUCGGUGUGUAAGCACUUCACAGGGGAGGAUAAAGCUCCUUAUCACUGCGAAAAAUGUGGUAUCUGCCGGUAGGUGAAACAAUAUUCAUGACGAAUUUUGUUUUCGUUUGUUUGGAUAUAAUGCUUGUUGUACAAAAGAAUAAGGGUCACGGAGUUAUUGGCCUGCUUAACUACCAAGUCAAGGAGUUACUGACUUGUGUUACAGUAUGAAUGAAGAAUCCGGGCGCUGCCUUGAGAACCAGAGCAAAAUAUUACAGAGAAAUGAUUCAUCGAUGAGUGGUUAAAACACCUCAUUAAAUCCCACAAAACAUAGUUUUGGUUUCUUCACACGUAUCAAGUUUCCUCCUCAAUAAUUAUUACAUCUUAUCUAGUAGAGAUACAGCGCUUAUCAAUAUGAAUUAGAAAUUUGUUUCCCCAACGAAUCACGUUGUGCUUGAGUAAAUACUUGCGAAGUGAUGUUUCUAUUUCCCGUUCAGUAUCUACAAGGACCGCUCCUUCCACUGUGAUGUGUGUAACGUCUGUCUGGACAAACGGUUGGAAGGAAGACAUUCUUGCCGAGAAAAUUCAGGACAUGACGAGUGCUGCAUCUGUUUGGAGGUAAUGACUUACUCUUCGCACUAACACGGUGUUGCUGCAGAACUUCCAGAGAAGGGGAUUUCUCUGUCUUGUUUGUUGGAAAUCGUUUCUUGUUUGUCGCGUCUACCUGUUAAAUGAUGGUCAGUGUUUGUGGAUUUCGUCGUCAGUCGUACUGUAUUAUUAAUAUUUUGUUUUCUCAUAUCGUUGUGGAACAUUAUGUUAUUUGUUGUGUUUUAUCUAUAAAUUUAGCUUUGUUGGUCAAUGUUUGUACUCGAUUAAUAUAAAGCGACUGCACAGUUUUCACUGCCGUUAAGUCUGGAUUACAAUAAGGUAAAUGUCUUUUCGUAUCAUUUAUACAUUGAAACGUUUUCCUUUCUGCUAGUGUAAGAGUAUGCAUUUAAAAAAACUGUCUAGAGACACCCGUGACACUGGUUGCACACAAAAUCGGCUCUGUAAGGGGAAUAUUGGCCAAAAGCUUUUUCCUUUUGAUGUAAUUAUGGCCUUGUUGUCGACAGUGAAAGUGAAAUCUGGUAAAUGCAAUGUUUGAGCGACAAAUAUAGCAACAUAUUAAGAGAGCACCUGAGUUUUUCUUAGCUAGGUUCUGAGUACAAAAGGUAGCGUUUUAAUAGAAAAAAAAUGAUAAAGAAAUGAUUGUAAAAGUUAAACUGAUGUAUAAUACCUGUAAAUACUAUUACUUAAUGGACGUUUGGAACAUUUAUUUUCAGGACGCAUUCAGCGGUUGUCAAAUCCUACCAUGCUCACACAAGGUUCAUAGAGAGUGUGCCAUCGCAAUGAUACAGAAUGGCGUGUAA
Molecule: messenger RNA, 14307 nt
Organism: Pocillopora meandrina
Lineage: Eukaryota; Metazoa; Cnidaria; Anthozoa; Scleractinia; Pocilloporidae
Source: the annotation of a GenBank genome assembly